Telopea speciosissima is the source of this 5748-nucleotide messenger RNA. RefSeq names its product guanine nucleotide exchange factor SPIKE 1. NCBI's taxonomy places the organism in Eukaryota, Viridiplantae, Streptophyta, Magnoliopsida, Proteales, Proteaceae. Gene Ontology annotation, molecular function: guanyl-nucleotide exchange factor activity. The record is from RefSeq and is a predicted model, not a curated record. Bases 222 to 5735 code for a protein of 1837 amino acids. Gene Ontology annotation, biological process: positive regulation of GTPase activity; small GTPase-mediated signal transduction. The transcript has 31 exons.
ACCCCCCCCCCCCCCAAAAAAAAAAAAAAAAAAAGAAAAGAGGAAAAUUUCUAUAGAUGUAGAAAAGGAGAGGAGGGUAUUGGGUUCUAAUCGAUAAUGUAGUCUUUAGGGUUCCUCUUUCUUCGAGUUAGUAGUAGAUCUGCCCGAGUUGAUGAACAAACCCGAGGAAAGGACGUAGCAUUGAUUUACAUUUCAGCUAUACUCUCAGCUAGCAAAAGACGAUGGAAGAAUUGUCGGCUAAUGGGCACCGUUUUAGAAGAGUACUACGUGAAUCCUUUGAUGCUAAUAUGGAAUUGGACCCACUGCUAAAUGAAGAAUUGGACCAGUGGCCUCAUUUAAAUGAACUGGUUCAAUGCUAUAAAGCUGAUUGGGUAAAGGAUGAAAACAAGUACGGGCACUAUGAAAGUAUUGCACCUAUCUCUUUUCAAAGUCAGAUAUUUGAAGGGCCUGAUACUGACAUGGAAACAGAAAUGCGUCUUGCCAGCAUAAGGCAUUCCAAGGUUGAAGAUGCUAUUGAUGAUGACAUCCCGAGUACCUCAGGAAGACAAUCAUCGGAGCACUUUGGUGAAUCUCCAUUAUAUGCAUACGAACCAGCUUUUGAAUGGGAAAAUGAGAGGUCAUUGAUCUUUGGUCAAAGGACUCCUGAAAUACAUCCACAACAGUAUAGCAGUGGAUUGAAGAUCUCUGUGAGGGUUCUGUCCUUGUUGUUUCAAGCAGGACUGGUUGAGCCAUUCUAUGGUACAAUUUGCUUGUACAAUAGAGAGAGACGGGAGAAAUUGUCAGAGGAUUUCUACUUUCAUGUGCUACCAAAUGAUAUGCAGGAUGGUAGACUUUCUUCUGAGCGACGCUGUAUUUUCUCAUUAGAUGCUCCAUCUGCAUCAGUUUGCCUGAUGAUUCAAUUAGAGAAGCCAGCUGCAGAAGAGGGUGGUGUCACUCCUUCUGUUUAUUCACGCAGAGAACCAGUGCACUUGACGGAGAGAGAGAAACAGAAACUUCAAGUGUGGUCUCGAAUCAUGCCUUACAGAGAGGCGUUUGCUUGGGCUAUUGUUCCACUGUUUGAUAAUAGCAUUGCUGCAGGCGCUGGUGGAGCUACUUCCCCCAGCAGUCCUCUUGCUGCUAGUAUUUCUGGGUCAAGUUCCAUAGAGAGUGUUGCUGAAGCUGUUGCAAAAAUCCCAUUAGAUGGGAAGCUGGCUCAGUUUUCAAGGGGAAGCUCUGUGAUAAUUGAAGUAUCAAACUUAAAUAAGGUUAAAGAAAGUUAUACUGAGGACUCACUUCAGGAUCCUAAGCGGAAGAUCCAUAAACCAGUGAAGGGAGCUUUGAGACUUGAAAUUGAAAAGCUUCAGGCUGCUCAUUUUGACUCGGACAGUGUCUCUGAUAGUGGCAGUGUAACCAACGAAGUCAUUGAUGUUGGGGAUCGAUAUGCUGACCCCACAUUUACAAAAUGCCCUAGUAAUGGUUCUGAUGGUUCUCAUAGUGGCAACUGUAAGUGGAACUUCCCUGAUGGUCGAGAAGCAGGCAGAAAUGGUUCAAAUGUUGUUCCAGGAAAUAGUCCAAACUUCACUGCUGAUGUCUUCCAAGCUUUUGACUUUCGUACUUUGACAAGAAGUGAGCCAUUCUCGCAACUCCUACAUUUUCUUUAUGUAUACCCAUUGACAAUCAGUUUGAGUCGGAAGAGGAAUUUAUUCAUACGGGUGGAGCUGAGGAAGGAUGAUGCUGAUAUUCGUAGGCAGCCAUUAGAGGCAAUGUAUCCAAGGGGUGAAGGAAUAUCGCUUCAGAGAUGGGCUCACACACAAGUUGCUGUUGGUGCCAGGGUUGCUUGUUUUCAUGAUGAGAUUAAACUUUGCCUCCCUGCUAUUUUGACAGCUCAACAUCAUCUUCUGUUUACUUUCUUUCAUAUUGAUCUUCAAACAAAACUUGAAGCUCCAAAGCCUGCAGUGAUCGGUUAUGCUGCACUCCCUUUGUCCACUCACAUUCAGUUGCAAUCUGAAAUUUCUCUAUCAAUUAUGAGAGAGCUGGCUCCGCACUAUCUCCAAGAUAGUGGGAAGGAGAGGCUGGAUUACUUGGAAGAUGGAAAAGCUGUCUUUGGAUUGCGUUUAAGGCUAUGCUCUGCUUUAUACCCAAUUAAUGAACGUAUUCGAGAUUUUUUUCUUGAAUAUGAUAGGCACACACUUCGGACAAGUCCACCUUGGGGUACUGAGCUUCUGGAGGCCAUCAACAGUUUAAAGAAUGUUGAUUCCACUGCUUUAAUUCAGUUUCUGCAUCCAAUUUUGAAUAUGCUUCUCCAUCUCAUUGGCGACGGUGGUGAAACCCUUCAGGUUGCAGCCUUCCGUGCCAUGGUCAAUAUAUUAACAAGAGUGCAGCAGGAAUCAUCUGAUGGAGCUGAAAGAAACCGUUUUCUCGUAAACUAUGUGGAUUAUGCUUUUGAUGACUUUGGGGGUCGACAACUUCCAGUUUAUCCUGGGCUGUCCACGGUGUGGGGCAGCUUAGCCCGUAGUAAGGCUAAAGGCUAUCGUGUUGGUCCAGUUUAUGAUGAUGUCUUGGCAAUGGCUUGGUUUUUCUUGGAGCUAAUUGUAAAGUCCAUGGCUCUGGAGCAGAGCAGGCUUUUCUAUCAUACUCUUCCUUCAGGGGAAGAUGUUCCACCAUUGCAAUUGAAAGAAGGUGUAUUCAGAUGUAUCAUGCAGCUGUAUGAUUGCUUGCUUACAGAAGUUCAUGAACGCUGCAAAAAGGGGUUAAGCUUGGCAAAACGUUUGAACAGCAGUUUAGCCUUCUUUUGUUAUGACCUCUUGUCCAUUAUCGAGCCUCGCCAAGUUUUUGAGCUGGUGUCCUUGUACAUGGACAAAUUCUCUGGGGUUUGCCAAUCUGUUUUGCAUGAUUGCAAGCUUACCUUUUUGCAGAUAAUAUGUGAUCAUGAUCUCUUUGUGGAGAUGCCUGGGAGAGAUCCUUCUGAUAGGAACUAUCUUUCAUCAGUUUUAAUCCAGGAACUUUUCCUUACUUGGGAUCAUGAUGAUUUAGUUCUGCGAGCUAAAGCAGCUCGAAUGUUGGUGGUCCUUAUGUGCAAGCUUGAGUUUGAUGCUAGAUACCAGAAAGAUGAAGAUAAACUAUAUAUUGCUCAGCUAUAUUUUCCACUCAUUGGACAGAUCCUAGAUGAAAUGCCUGUCUUUUACAACCUUGGUGUUGUUGAAAAGCGUGAAGUCUUAGUUGUCAUCAUGCAAAUUAUACGUAAUCUGGAUGAUGCAUCUCUUGUCAAGGCCUGGCAACAAAGUGUUGCUCGAACCAGAUUAUUUUUCAAGCUCUUGGAGGAGUGCCUCAUUCUUUUUGAGCACAGGAAACCAGCUGAUAGUACACUUAUGGGCUGCAGUUCACGAAGUCCUGAGGGAGAAGGUCCUAUUUCCCCGAAGUACAGUGAUAGGCUCUCCCCUGCAAUGAACAACUAUCUUUCUGAGGCAUCUCGGCAAGAAGUCAGACCUCAGGGAACCCCCGAAAAUGGUUAUUUGUGGCAGAGAGUCAGUCCCCAGUUAAGCUCCCCGAGCCAGCCAUAUUCCUUGAGAGAAGCUCUAGCUCAGGCACAGUCUUCUAGGAUUGGAGCUUCGUCACGAGCAUUAAGAGAGUCCCUGCACCCAGUAUUGAGACAAAAACUGGAACUUUGGGAAGAAAACUUAAGUGCUGCUGUUAGUCUCCUCGUUUUGGAGAUAACUGAGAAAUUUUCUACAGCUGCAGCAUCUCAUAGCAUUGCUACCGAUUAUGGAAAUUUGGAUUGUAUCACUUCCAUAUUUAUGAGCUUCUUCUUACGAAGUCAGCCACUGGCUUUUUGGAAGGCUUUGUUUCCUGUGUUCAACAGUGUAUUCAAUCUCCAUGGAGCAACAUUAAUGGCAAGGGAGAACGACCGCUUCCUAAAGCAGAUUGCUUUCCAUCUUCUCCGGCUUGCGGUCUAUCGAAAUGAUAAUAUCAGGAGACAGGCAGUCAUUGGACUGCAAAUACUCGUGAGGAGUUCUUUCUGUUACUUUAUGCAGACAAGUAGGUUGCGGGUAAUGUUGACAAUUACCUUGUCGGAGUUGAUGUCUGAUGUACAAGUGACUCAGAUGAAGUCUGAUGGAUCACUUGAAGAGAGUGGCGAGGCUCGGCGUCUGGGGAAAUCAUUGCAAGAGAUGGCACAUGAAGCAAGUAGCCUUUGCAUAUUAAAAGAGUGUGGGCUUCCAGAGAAUGCUCUAAUUGCAAUUCCUGAUGGUUUUACAGUGAACCGGUGGUCCUGGGCAGAUGUGAAAUAUCUAUCUGACAGCCUUCUUCAGGCCCUUGAUGCUGGCCUAGAGCACGCCCUCUUAACCCCUGUAAUGACCGUGGACCGUUAUGCUGCGGCCGAAAGCUUCUAUCGACUUGCAAUGGCAUAUGCGCCUGUCCCAGAUCUUCAUAUAAUGUGGUUACUGCAUUUAUGUGAUGCACAUCAAGAGAUGCAGGCAUGGGCUGAAGCUGCACAGUGCGCUGUUGCUGUAGCUGGUGUGAUUAUGCAGGCUCUCGUGGGAAGAAAUGACGCUGUGUGGAGUAGAGAUCAUGUUACAGCUUUGUGUAAAAUAUGCCCCAUGGUCAGCAGUGAAGUUACUGCUGAGGCUUCUGCAGCUGAGGUUGAGGGAUAUGGUGCAUCCAAACUCACUGUUGACUCUGCUGUGAAAUACCUACAGCUUGCAAAUAAGCUAUUCUCUCAAGCAGAGCUCUAUCAUUUCUGUGCAAGCAUUAUAGAACUCAUAAUUCCGGUUUAUAAAAGCCGGAGGGCGUUUGGACAGCUUGCAAAAUGCCACACAUCAUUGACCAACAUCUAUGAAUCUAUCCUUGAGCAGGAAUCGAGCCCAAUACCGUUCAUUGAUGCCACGUACUAUCGUGUGGGAUUUUAUGGCGAUCGAUUUGGGAAGCUUGAUAGGAAGGAAUACGUGUACAGAGAGCCCCGUGAUGUACGCUUGGGUGAUAUAAUGGAGAAACUUAGUCAUAUAUAUGAAUCUAGGAUUGAUGGAGAUCACACUCUGCAUAUAAUUCCCGAUUCUAGACAAGUCAAUGCCGAUGAGUUACAACCAGGGAUCUGCUAUCUGCAGAUAACUGCAGUCGAUCCUGUCAUGGAAGAUGAGGACCUGAGCAGUAGAAGAGAAAGGAUAUUCUCUCUUUCCACUGGAAGCAUGCGUGCACGUGUCUUCGAUCGGUUUCUGUUUGACACCCCAUUUACAAAAAAUGGAAAGACACAAGGCGGCUUGGAAGACCAGUGGAAGCGACGUACCGUACUUCAGACUAAGGCGUCCUUCCCUGCCCUAGUAAACCGUCUUUUGGUAGUGAAAUCCGAAUCCCUUGAGUUCUCACCAGUAGAAAAUGCUAUUGGGAUGAUUGAAACCCGGACAGCUGCACUGAGGAAUGAGCUCGAAGAGCCUCGAAGCUCUGAAGGAGAUCAACUCCCACGUCUCCAAAGUUUACAGAGGAUACUCCAAGGCAGUGUUGCAGUUCAGGUGAACAGUGGAGUCUUGAGUGUGUGCACAGCGUUUCUGUCAGGUGAGCCUACAACCAGAUUGCGGUCACAAGAACUGCAGCAACUCAUUGCUGCACUCCUCGAAUUCAUGGCAGUUUGCAAGCGUGCAAUUCGGGUCCACUUCAGGUUAAUUGGGGAGGAAGAUCAAGACUUCCACACUCAGUUGGUGAAUGGAUUUCAGUCCCUCACAGCAGAGCUUUCUCACUACAUCCCUGCCAUACUUUCUGAGCUAUGAGGCUUAUGCAAUU